Acaulospora morrowiae is the source of this 204-nucleotide messenger RNA. NCBI's taxonomy places the organism in Eukaryota, Fungi, Glomeromycota, Glomeromycetes, Diversisporales, Acaulosporaceae. The record is from the annotation of a GenBank genome assembly.
AUGAUUUCUGCAUUUAUUAAAUAUAUAAAGAAGCAUAAGCAAAGUCUCAUUGUCACAGCGGGCGUCACUGGAGGAAUAUAUUUUCUGGGAAAAUAUGCAAAAUGGAAAAUCAAUGAAUUACAAGAAAAAGUGCAACAAGAAAAACUUGCUCGUGAAAAUAUGCGACGUCGAUUUCAGCAACGUCAAUUAGAUUGCUCGUUUGCC